Molecule: messenger RNA, 969 nt
Organism: Dovyalis caffra
Lineage: Eukaryota; Viridiplantae; Streptophyta; Magnoliopsida; Malpighiales; Salicaceae
Source: the annotation of a GenBank genome assembly
AUGGUGAUCACCAAGCCAUGCAUGGCCGUUUUGCUAGAAGUUAUUAGCAUAAGCUUGUCCAUUUUUUGCUCAAACGGUGUCAUGGGCUCAUCAUCAUCACCACCACCACCAUCCCAAUUUCCAGCCAUGUUUGUGUUCGGAGACUCCUUGGUUGAUGUUGGAAAUAACAAUUACCUCGACUCUUUGGCAAAGUCUAACUAUUUGCCAUAUGGUAUCGAUUUUGACGGUGGACCAACAGGAAGAUUCUGUAAUGGGAAAACCAUCAUCGAUUUUCUAGGAGAGUUGCUUGGUCUACCUCCUCUUCCAGCCUUUGCAGCUACUUUCUCAACAGCAGGAGACAUUCUUAGUGGAGUAAAUUAUGCUUCAGCAGCAGCAGGAAUUCUUGAAGAUUCAGGCAAAAAUCUAGUAUACUUUAAGCCAGCAGGUGCAGAAUUUUUUGAGCACCUUGAGCCAGUUGAAGAAGCUGAUGGAUGGCAAGGAAUUGAAGCAGCACUACACCGUUUAGGACUUAGAAAGUUCUUGUUGGCAGGAGUCGGGCCUCUAGGCUGCAUACCAAACCAGCUAGCCACUGGUCUUGCCCCACCAGGAGAAUGUUUAACCUUCGUUAAUGAAAUGGUUCAAGUUUUUAAUAUGCAGCUUAAAUCUCUUGUUGAUCAGCUAAACACCAAUCCCACUGAUCACACAGUUUUUGUGUAUGGCAACACUUAUGGAGCAUUCACUCAAAUACUUAACAAUCCUGAUUCUUACGGGUUUGUUGCAACUGAUAGAGGGUGCUGUGGAGUGGGAAAGAAUAGAGGUUUAAUAACUUGCCUUCCUAUCGUAACGCCAUGCUCAAACAGAGACGAAUACAUCUUCUGGGAUGCUUACCAUCCAACUCAAGCUUUUAACAAGAUUGUUGCUCAAAAGGCUUAUGCCGGCCAACCGUCUGAUUGCUACCCAAUCAAUGUCCAACAAAUGGCUGAAAUUUGA